AAUGGAUAGAAAAAUUGGAUGAAAAAAUAAGAGAAUCAAACCGUCACAUUUUACUUAUCCUUGAUGGUGCUCCCUCAUAUGUUACUGGUUCUCUCAACUUGACUAAUAUAAAAGUACUUAUGUUACCUCUACAUGCAACAUCAAAAAUCCAACCCAUGGAUGCUGGUAUAAUUGCAUCAUUCAAACUUCAUUAUCGUUAUUUACAACUUCAACAUGCAAUUGAUCGUGAUGAAGAUGGGGAGAAAGACAUAUAUAAAGUCGAUCAAUUGCAAGUAGUAAGCGAUUAUUUGGUCAAGCCAGAAAUCAGAGAUGUUGGUUCCACACAAAAGUUGUAUCUCCUCAUGAUGAAAACAGAGUACCUGUCACCCCAUGCUAUUGUUGAAAGCAUUGAUGAUGUGAAAGAAAACCUACCUCCUGAUCCAAAUGAUGAAUUAACAGUCAAAGAACUUCAGCAGCAAAUAGACAUAUUACCUGUUCAGAAUCCACUGUCAAUUGAAGAUUUAUUAAACCUUGAAGAAGAAUGA
Messenger RNA from Racocetra persica, 524 nucleotides. Lineage: Eukaryota; Fungi; Glomeromycota; Glomeromycetes; Diversisporales; Gigasporaceae. The record is from the annotation of a GenBank genome assembly.